Messenger RNA from Adineta ricciae, 2796 nucleotides. Lineage: Eukaryota; Metazoa; Rotifera; Eurotatoria; Adinetida; Adinetidae. The record is from the annotation of a GenBank genome assembly.
AUGAGUAGUGACGAUCAUCAUCAUCAUCACCAUUCGCACAAACCCAAAGUUCUAGACAAAAUUUCCCAUAAAAUUGCCAAUCUCAAGGAAGAUAUUGUCGAAGCUGUUCGUGAUCGAACACAUUCAACAUCAUCCGACCGUCGAAGUUCAAUAUCGAGCGAUAAUCUUUCUGUUAACUUAAGUAGUGUAUCAUCUAUACUACAUGGCGAUGUACCACCGAUGAAUUCCGACACGGGAUCAAUGUUCAAAGGCUACGAUACAACAUCGUUAUCGUCAAUUCAUUCAUCAGUAUCCACGACUUCAACGUCGGCUAGUGCUGCACCUGUUCGUCAUGGUAUUGAUCAAUUAGCAAUAAAUAUGGGUUUCGGUGGAAGAAGAUCAAGUAUUGUGAAUUCUGCAAAUGUUUCAACAGGAUCAACGACUUCGUCAUUGGUGACUGAUACAUCAAAUCCUGUAUUUUUACCUACAUUAACACCUUCGAAUUCAGUUCAAACAUUUAAUUCAUCAGAUAAUAUUUCAUUAGAUCGAGAAAUUUUCAAUGAAACAAAAGAUGAAAUAAAAGAGCGUACAAUAACAAAAAUCGAUCCAGUAGAAAUGGUGGCCGAACCUGCUGUUGUUGCUGUUCCAAAGGAUCCUGUUCGACGAGCAGCUAUGCUCUUAGCUGGCCCAAAAUUCCAAUUGAAUUACAAGGAACUUCCUAAAGAGAAAUUACCAAUCAAUACUGAUAUGAUCUAUUCAGUUGCAAUCGUCGUUGGAUUAAUUUCGCUUAUCUUUGCAAUGUGGAAACCUGUAUCGUCGUAUUUCUCUGGAGCAAUCGUUGGUUGUUUAUUUGCGGGUGCAUUAUUUUAUAUAUUUGUCCGAACAUUUAUCAAUGCAAAAAUCGAGGAAAAUGGUAUUGAAGAAUGGGUGGAUUUUCCCGCUUUAGAAACGAUGUUAGCCAAAUGUGACAAAGAGGACAAGAACACGAAUAUUCAAGUCACAGGAGCAUCGAUUGCGUUUCAAAGUUAUGAUGCGGAUCGUGACGAUGAUUUUGCACGUUACCCAUGUGAUAUUCGUCUGGAUGGAUAUCGACUUAUCAUUCAACUUGCAAGUAAACCUUGGGGUGAAGAUAAAAAAGCAGAUAAAGAUAUGAAAUUUAUUGGAUAUAGAGAAUACUUAAUCAAAGGUGCGUCUUUACCAUUCGAAGAUCUUAUUUUUAUUUUUAUAAUUUGUUCAGAAGCACGAAUGAUUCUCGUCCCUGAAGCAACGUUAACACGUGCAAAAUAUUGGAUGAAUGACUAUCCAAUUGUUAUUCAAGAUUUACAAAUUCUCGACAAACAGAUUCAUAACAAACAGCUACUUGAAAAAUCAAAACUUGAUGCAAAUGAUUUCUUUACAAACACUGCAACGAUCCUUUCUAUCUGGUUCGAAACUGCUCCACAAAAAGAAGAAUGGUUUCAUAAACUUUCAUUAGUUUUACGAAAAGGAAAAGAAGAGAUCGAACGAACGAAUAUUCUCACUGGAGGAUCAAAUCCUUCUCUCUUAUCAUCAGUUUCUAGUUCAUCAUUAUAUCGUCGUCUAGCGCAAACUGAUUCGGAUACUGAACUUGUACCAGGUCCUGUAAUGGAAUCUGAUAUCGAAGCUGCAAUUACCGAAACUCAAGCCAAUGCAGAAGAAUUGCAACAAAAAGCUAAAAUCAUCGAACCCGAGAAUGACGAAGUUGAUGCCAGUGGAACACAUCGAACAGCAGCAAGAAAAUCGAGGAGAACAACUCCAAACAAUGCUUGUUUACAAAAAGUUCUUCAAUCACCAGAAUGUUUAGACGAAGCUGCAAUAACAAUCAAUUUUCUUACUCGUCGCUUACUUUGCGAUAUGUUUGAUAUUCCUGUUUUUAAAGAUUUGAUCAAAACAAAAGUCGAAAUGAAACUAAAAGAAGUCGCUGUAAAAAUUCUCAAAAAUCUUCGUGUUACAUCGAUUGAUAUCGGAAAUACAUUUCCCGUUAUUUUAAAAAUCGAACCCAUGCAAUGGAAUACUCAAGGAAUCUGGUUUAAUCUAUUUGUUUAUUAUCGUGGAAAUUUCAAAUUAUCGGUACGAACAAAUGUUUUACUUCAGAAAUUGACCAAUUACGAUCCAAAGAAACAUAAACCAAUCUUUGCUCAACAUCAUUCAGCACAACUUGUUCAUAAAGAUGAUGAACGAAUUGAUGAAAAUGAUUUAGUUCAACGACAAAAGCUUUUAGCUAAAGAGCCCGAAAUUCCCGAAAUGGCAGUAACACGAAAAGUCGGUUUAGCAUUGACCAAUUUGGCGUUAAACAAAUACUUUCAAAUGUUUGCAAAUAUUCCAUUCGUUAAAAAUUUAUUUGAGAAAUUCUCGGAAAAAGAAGUCGGAGCUGAUGUUGAAGUGACCGGCUUCAGUGGAAUACUCACCUUAAACAUUCCUCCACCACCAAGUGAUCGAAUUUGGGUGGGAUUUCCAGAAAUGCCGGAUAUUAGUAUUAAAGUCGUACCUGUCUACGGUGAAAAUCAAUAUGCAUAUACAUUACUUCAAGAUUUCUUAUCUGCAAAAGUUCGAGCGGAAUUGAAGAGACUUGUGGUCCUACCAGCAAUGGAUGAUCAACUUCUUCCGUUCUUUCGUGAUUGGGCCAUUGAUAUCAUUGGUCAAAUUGUAUCUAAACCAAUCAAUCCAUCAACAGAUAAUUACAAAGAAAAAUUGAAUGCUCAAACAUCAGUUCGAGCUGGAUUAGAAGAAUAUAAUAAUAUGAAAGAGACGAAACCUUCAACAUCUACAUUAUCAGCUUUCGAGUCAACUCAACUUUAA